AUGGCUGCUUCUUCUCUUCUAGGCUAUGCCCAGGAGGAACAGUUGAAGGAAGAGGAGGAAAUAAAAGAGGAAGAGCAAGAGGAGGACGACAGUGGCUCAAUCGCUCAGCUCCAGGGCAGCAAUGACACAGGGACAGACGAGGAGCUGGAAACGGGCCCAGAGCAGAAAGGCUGCUUCAGCUACCAGAACUCCCCAGGAAGUCACUUGUCCAAUCAGGACGCAGAGAACGAGUCUCUACUAAGCGACGCCAGUGAUCAGGUGUCGGACAUAAAGAGUGUGUGCAGCCGAGAUGCCUUGGACAAGAAAGCCAUCCCUCCCCACAAGCUUCCAAACGAAGCACACAACUGCAUGGAUAAAAUGACAGCCGUCUACGCCAACAUCCUGUCUGAUUCCUACUGGUCGGGCCUGGGCCUGGGCUUCAAGCUGUCCAGCAGCGAGAGGCGGAACUGCGACACCCGAAACGGCAGCACCAAGGGCGAUUUUGAUUGGCACCAGGAUGCCCUAUCCAAAAGCCUGCAGCAGAACCUGCCUUCUCGGUCCGUCUCCAAACCCAGCCUGUUCAGCUCGGUGCAGCUGUACCGGCAGAGCAGCAAGAUGUGCGGGGCCGUGUUCACCGGGGCCAGCAGGUUCCGCUGCCGGCAGUGCAGCGCUGCCUACGACACCUUGGUUGAGCUGACUGUGCACAUGAACGAAACAGGCCACUAUCAAGAUGACAACCGCAAAAAGGACAAGCUGCGACCCACGAGCUACUCGAAGCCCCGGAAAAGGGCUUUCCAGGACAUGGACAAGGAGGACGCUCAAAAGGUUCUGAAGUGUAUGUUUUGUGGCGACUCCUUCGACUCCCUCCAAGAUUUGAGUGUCCACAUGAUAAAAACAAAACAUUACCAAAAAGUGCCUUUGAAGGAGCCAGUACCAACCAUUUCAUCGAAAAUGGUCACCCCUGCAAAGAAACGCAUUUUUGAGGUGAAUCGGCCGUGUUCCCCCGAUUCCACCACAGGAUCGUUUGCAGAUUCUUUCUCUUCUCCGAAGCACGCCAACUCGCAGCUGUCCUCCAACAACCGCUACGGCUACCAGAAUGGCGCCAGCUACACCUGGCAGUUUGAGGCCUGCAAGUCCCAGAUCUUAAAGUGCAUGGAGUGCGGCAGCUCCCACGACACCUUGCAGCAGCUAACCACCCACAUGAUGGUCACAGGUCACUUUCUCAAGGUCACCAGCUCUGCCUCCAAGAAGGGGAAGCAGCUGGUGUUAGACCCACUGGCAGUGGAGAAAAUGCAGUCAUUGUCGGAGGUCCCGAACAGCGAUUCUCUGGCUCCCAGGCCAUCGAACAACUCAGCCUCUGACUGUACAGCCUCAACAACCGAGUUAAAGAAAGAGAGUAGAAAAGAAAAAGCAGAGGAAACCAACAAGGACGAGAAAGUCAUGAAAAGCGAGGAAUAUGAAGAUCCCCUACAAAAACCAUUAGACCCUACAAUAAAAUAUCAAUAUCUACGGGAGGAGGACUUGGAAGAUGGCUCAAAGGGUGGAGGGGAUAUUUUGAAGUCAUUAGAAAAUACUGUGACCACAGCCAUCAACAAAGCCCAAAAUGGGGCUCCCAGCUGGAGCGCGUACCCCAGCAUCCACGCAGCCUACCAGCUGCCAGAGGGCACCAAGCCUCCUUUGCCCAUGGGAUCCCAGGUGCUGCAGAUUCGGCCUAAUCUCGCCAACAAGUUAAGGCCAAUUGCACCAAAAUGGAAAGUAAUGUCACUCGUUUCUAUGCCCACAAACCUGGCCCCAUACACUCAAGUUAAGAAGGAGUCAGAAGAAAAAGACGAAAUCGUGAAGGAAUGUGGGAAAGAGAGUCCCCACCAAGAGGCAUCGUCUUUCAGCCACAGCGAGGGGGAUUCCUUCUCCAAGAGCGAAACGCCUUCAGAAUCCAAAAAGACUGAGCCAUGUCCCCUGAAGGAGGAGGACAAGCUGAUGAAAGAGAGCGGUGAGAAGGAGAAGACUCAGCCCUUGGAGCCGGCGUCUUCUCUCAGCAAUGGCUGUGCCCUGGCCGACCACAAUCCGGCACUGCCCUGCAUCAACCCGCUCAGCGCCUUGCAGUCCGUCUUGAACAAUCACCUGGGCAAAGCCACUGAACCCUUACGCUCACCUUCCUGCUCCAGCCCAAGCUCAAGCACAAUUUCUAUGUUCCACAAGUCCAAUCUCAGUGUCAUGGACAAGCCGGUUUUGAGUCCUGCAUCCACAAGGCCGGCCAGUGUGUCUAGACGCUACCUGUUUGAGAACAACGAUCAGCCCAUCGACUUGACCAAGUCCAAAAGCAAGAAAGCCGAGUCCUCACAAGCACAAUCCUGCAUGUCCCCGCCUCAGAAGCAUGCUCUGUCUGACAUCGCCGACAUGGUCAAAGUCCUCCCCAAAGCAACCACCCCAAAGCCUGCCACUUCCUCGAGGGUCCCUCCCCUGAAGCUGGAAAUGGAUGUCAGGCGCUUUGAGGAUGUCUCCAGUGAAGUCUCAACUUUGCAUAAAAGAAAAGGUCGGCAGUCCAACUGGAAUCCUCAGCACCUUCUGAUUUUGCAAGCUCAGUUUGCCUCAAGCCUCUUCCAGACAUCAGAGGGCAAAUAUCUGCUGUCCGAUCUGGGCCCGCAAGAGCGUAUGCAAAUCUCCAAGUUCACGGGACUCUCCAUGACCACCAUCAGCCACUGGCUGGCAAACGUCAAGUACCAGCUUAGGAAAACAGGAGGGACAAAAUUUCUGAAAAACAUGGACAAAGGACAUCCCAUCUUUUAUUGCAGUGACUGUGCCUCCCAGUUCAGAACCCCCUCUACCUACAUCGGUCACUUAGAAUCCCACCUAGGUUUCCAAAUGAAGGAUAUGACCCGCAUGGCAGCAGACCAGCAAAGCAAGGUGGGGCAGGAGCUUUCCCGGGUAUCAUCGGCUCAGAGAUCUCCGGAAACAAUAGCUGGCGAAGAGGACACAGACUCUAAAUUCAAGUGUAAGUUGUGCUGUCGGACAUUUGUGAGCAAACACGCAGUAAAACUCCACCUAAGCAAAACGCACAGCAAGUCACCCGAACACCAUUCACAGUUUGUAACAGACGUGGAUGAAGAAUAGCUCUGCAGGUAUGGGUUUGCUCCCAGGCGAUUGUGACAGUGGCCUUGCAAGGAGCUUCUUACAGGGAGAUGGGUCUGCUUAGAGGCAACUAAUAUCUCCCAAUGUCAAGCAGGACAAUAGCUUGUUGGAGUAGGACUUAUUUUUAUGAAUGACCAGAACAUGAUAAAUAAGUCUUAACCACUCUCUCGAGUCCUCCAAUUUAGAGUUGGGGAACAGAAUAAAAUGGGGUGAGAGAGAUAAGUUCCCCUGAGAUACCCAAGGCAACCUCCCGGGUCCAGCCCAGGCUACCCCUCAUUUUAAUCAAUAAGUACUAACUUCUCUCACCAUCCCAUUUCACCACCCCACCUUCCCACAGCAAUACUAAUGUCUUAUAAGGUGUAAACAGGUGAGCACCAGAAUAAAGAUGGGAGAGUUGCUAGGGGCAUUCACUCUACAGAGAUUUCUUAAUCAGCUCAUGAAUACCUUAAAGUUGUCUUUAUUAUUGUUACUUAUAAUUAACACUUUUUGCAGCUUACUUUUAGCCAUUGCUACCUUCCAUCGCCUUCCCUUUGUUUAUUUCCCACAUUAAGUUUCCUAUGAAAGAGCUUAUGCCUUUAAGGGAUAAUAGGAAAAUAUUCUUCUCUGCAGAACAUUGAGAUGAAAAGAGAAGAAGCUUAUUUUCUUCUCUCAUCUUUUGGUUUUCUUUAGGACAAACUAAUAUCAGAGUCUACCCCUAGCAAAGACAGAUACAAUGCAUGCCCUUGAGAUUUUAUUUUACAUAAAGAAACAAAUGGCUUUCCUCACACCUAAUGUCAAUUCACAUGGGUCCCACGGCUUGAGAAUUUGCAUCUUAUAUCAUAUAAAUCCUGUGUCUCACAUAGUCACUGAUGUCCAGACCAUCCAUGUCACCUCCAGGAAGGAACAAAGAGGCCAAGGGCAGAUACUUUGGCAGAUUAGCCACAUCAGCCAUUUUCACAUGUCGAGUGUAAUCAAAGCUGGUCUUAGCAAAUCUCUUUCAUCUCCCUUUUUGUAUUUUUUUCUACUUCCUUUUCUCUCCCCUCCAGCAUGGUACCCUCACAUGCUAGGGACCCUCAUACAUAUUCAGGUUGUCCUUUACCUCGGGCCACACCCAAGAUGGGAACCCAAGCUGAGCUAACCCUUCUGUGCUUACCAGUCCAGUUUAUAUUGUGCUGGGUUACAGAUAUGCUCUUAAUUAAUUACUUAGCUCUUCAUUCAUUCAUUCAUUCAUUCACAAUAAGAUGUGAAAGGCUAAUAUUAGCUCAGCACAUAAGCCCUCACCACCCCCUAUUGUUAGAGUAUUUGUUUUUAAAUAGGACCCUCUCAGAUCAAGCUACAAGGUUAUGGACACUAGGAGAGUUCCAGAUAGAGGGGGUAUUUGUCUAGCCUGGCUUUGGACUCACCUCCUGUCAGGUAGAGAGAUUUACCAAGUGUGAGGCUGGCCAAAAUGAAAUAAGAGGUUAAAAUAUCUGAUCUUGGAUUUUUCCCUUAGCGAGAAGUUCUAAGUGCCUGCUAAGAGAAGACCCAUUCUAUAACUCUAACAGCUAUCUGGGCCCAAAUGAAGGCUUUUGUGUUUGCAUGUUUUUAUUAUGAUAAUUAAAUGGGUUACUGGUGAUUCAUCUCUUGCUUUCCAAGCAUGAUUUGUUCAGCUCACACUAUUGAAAGAAAAGCCAAAAUGCAUCUAUUGAAUCCACACGUGAGCUUGGAGCUCUGCAAUGUCCUAUUUAUUUGCUAUAUAACAUUUUGAAUUUUGUGUAACUUGCUAUUAUGCUUUUCUGGUUCUUUAAAAAAAAAGGUGGACAUACACAGAAUACCUACAGAGAAGAAAGGUGUUUCAUAUCCAAUAGUGGUGGGUCCAAACCAUGGUGAAGAGAACAAAUAGGUAAUACUUAUUUGUCAUAUAAUAAAGACCAAUUUUCCACCUGU
Molecule: messenger RNA, 5013 nt
Organism: Galeopterus variegatus (Sunda flying lemur)
Lineage: Eukaryota; Metazoa; Chordata; Mammalia; Dermoptera; Cynocephalidae
Gene: TSHZ2
Product: teashirt zinc finger homeobox 2
Exons: 2
Coding region: 1-3090 (1029 amino acids)
Biological process (GO): regulation of transcription by RNA polymerase II
Cellular component (GO): nucleus
Molecular function (GO): DNA binding; DNA-binding transcription factor activity, RNA polymerase II-specific
Source: RefSeq, a predicted model, not a curated record